Oppiella nova is the source of this 385-nucleotide messenger RNA. NCBI's taxonomy places the organism in Eukaryota, Metazoa, Arthropoda, Arachnida, Sarcoptiformes, Oppiidae. The record is from the annotation of a GenBank genome assembly.
CCUCUACACGCGAUCCAUUUUUAUUGGACAGUGUUUUGGGUUUCACAACAAAAAUCAUAUUUUUGUCAUAUGUUUGGUGUCUUAUCCGUUAUCUUCGGCUCUCAUUGAAGACAUCUCUCGGACGCAGACAAUAGCGACCACUUCUGGCGCAGAGAUGGCCCCUAAAGACAAGGUGGACAACGUUAACCACGCGACCGGAGAACCGGUGCGGAUGAACGAGAUGUUUGAAUGGCCUACUCUUGAGGACCAGACCCAGAGUCCGAUCGUGAAGGCCAUGAGAGUCCUCACAUCCGUCAUCGACGGUCCCGUCGAAUGGAUCAGACACAAUGUGGUGGACAAGUAUCGCGGCCCCAGUUAUCCCUACUAUCACCAGAAGUUCCGUCGG